UUAAUAUUUUUUCUUGAUUUUUAUCUAGAUACAUCUCAUUCCGUUAUGCUAAAGGAUAAAGAUGGAAAUGUCAUUACCAACAGAAAUGAAGUACCAAGGGCAGUAGAAGAUUUCUAUUGGGACCGUGCAAGUUCGGCAAAGCGACCCCUAUUUCUACGCUCUGUACUUUUAACGUAUGGUCCUAAAGUUUUGGGAAAAAUUUCACCUGGUCUGAUUGAGAAGCAAAAUGCAUUUAACAAAGAAGGCCAUUGAAUUGAAAUGUCAUCAGUUAUUGACAUUUAAUAAACAAAGCAGAAUAUUUUGCUUUGUGCUCUGCAAAAUGUCUUAUAACAUUGAUAUUCGUCGAGGUGUUUAUAAUAUGGUUGGGCGAAUGUCGAAACGAGAUAUUGUUAAUAUUUAUCGAGAUCAAAACAUAAGCAAAUCGACAAUUUAUCGCACAAUCAGAGAAUGUGAAGAAGGGAUACCAUGUGUUAACUUGCGUAAAAGUGGCCGACCGCGGAUUUUGAACCAUAUAAGAGAGGCAAGACUGAUUGAAGCACGUAAGAACAAAAUUGGGGUCUCACAGCGAAAACUGGCCAGAAGAUUUCAUGUUGGAAAGACUACAGUAUACAGGACCCUAUCGAGUAACAAUAUUAUCUACCGGAAAAGAAGGAAAGCUCCAAAAUACACAGAGGAUCAAUUAGAGAGAAUUCCGAGAUGUUGCCGCGCGUUAAGGCGAGUGCAUUUCGUCAACAAGUUGAUCGUGAUGGACGAUGAAAAAUAUUUUACUUUGUCCAACUCUGAGAUGAAGGGUAACGAUGGGUUUUACACGAACUAUUACGAAAAUGUACCUGAUGAAAUAAAAUUCAAAAGUAAGAAAAAAUUUGAGGACAAAAUUUUGCUAUGGUGUGCAAUUUCUGAGGCUGGCUUUAUCUCACAGCCCUACAUUGGUGUUGUUCGAGGCGAAGCCUUAAACGCAAAUAUUUAUAUUCAAAGAUGUCUCUCUAAAUUGCUUCAGUUUGUGAACACACAUCAUGCAAAUGAUCAAAUAGUCUUUUGGCCAGAUCUUGCUUCAUGUCAUUACGCGAGGAUCACAAGGGACUGGUACGAAACUAACAACAUUACCUUUGUACCGAAAGCAGACAAUCCCCCCAACCUACCUCAGGCUCGUCCAGUUGAAGAGUUCUGGGCAAUAUUAAGUCGGAAAGUCUAUAAUAACGGAUGGGAAGCACAAAAUCAGGAACAGUUAAGACGCCGCAUAUAUACAAAAAUUAGAGAAAUUGACGCCGAGGUCGUCCAAAGGAUGAUGCAACGUGUCAGGGGAAUUAUUAGGCAAAUCGAAAAUAAUGGUCCCUUUUCUGUCAUUUGAAUUUUGAUUUAUAAUAAGGAUAGUUUAGUUAAAUUGUUGAAUAAUUUAAUAAAAAUAUAAGAUUAUUGUGGUCAGAGUUAUAUGCUUUUGAAAUUUUUCCCAAAACUUUAGGACCAUACGUUAUUCGCACUUCUAAUUAUAUUGGCCAAUUAUAUUAGUCCUGGUUACUGGAUAAUUGUCAAGGCCAUAGUCCAAAAAAAUAAUAAGAAAAAAUAAGAUGCAGGUUAUGUUAUGCAAACAUAAGCAAUUGUAUGUAGUAAAUAAAAUUAGUUAUUAAAAUGCAGUACUGCAAGCAAAAUACAAUUAAUUAAAUUUACCUUUAUAUAAUAAUUGCAUAUCAUAUCAAUAUUGUGGAACAAUAUAUAAUUUUUCUGCUUCAAUGACAGAAGGUAUGAAAUAUACGUCAAUUUGACAAUUUCAAUUGACAAUAUGAAUUAUUUAAGAUAGUUGCAAUAUUUCUCCGCGACUCGCGCACGGUCGUUUCUCGUUUCCCUUUCCAAGUACUUGCACACCGCGAAUAUCUAUCAGUUGGCAAAAGACAGCAUUUUCAGUGGCGCGAAAACAUUGAAUGAUAUUGGACUUCAAGAAUGUAUAACCAUAAGUAAAACCAGAUUACAUAAUAACUGGAAACUUCAAUGGAAUCAAUACUGUAUAAAUUGUCCGACAAGGUAUACUUUUUACAUCCGAAAAUCCCGACAGAUUAUUGGCAUAAAAAUUUAGAUUUUUCAAGACACGAUAUUGUUACUAUCUCUCGACUAAAAAUUGGCCAUGCCUGUUAUCCCGCACAUCUAUAUAAAAUCAAUAUAAUACAGUCGGAUUUGUGCAAAAAUUGCAAUACAAUAAGUGACUUGGAUCAUAUAUUUUUUACAUGUGACAAAUAUGUGACAAAAAGAAAUUUGUUGAAUAUGCAGCUAUUGCAAGAAAACGUUUAUCCCCCAUAUAAUCUGAUGAACUUACUAGCUUUGAACAAACCGUCAAUCUUUAGGAUUCUUCUAAAUUAUAUUAAGUCGUGUAAAUUGAAACUUUAGAUUAUAAAAUUAGUCGUGUAAAUUAAUAAUACCCCUUAUGCCUACUUAGUAUGUGGUUAGUCACCCUGAACGAUCUGGGUGCGAAAAGUUUUUCCCCCUUACCUUCCCUGGAUUGUUUUUGUAAUGGAUUCGGAGAUGGAUUCGUAAUGGUAUUGGUGUAUGGUGAGGCGUCGAUUUCAAGAAGUGUUGCUGGCUAAAUGGGCGCAGUUCUCAAAGGCCAUAAAAGACAAAAAAAAAGCAUCGCACGACUAAAAUUCUUAUAAUGUGAAACAGUACAUAAAAUAGGAAAAACGUUAUAUCUUGGGCAUGGCCUUAGAGGAGACCGCUACAGACUCCUUCAGCUUCAAAGCUUCUCCUUCAUACUCCUUCACCUUCAUGAAAGGAAAAAUCGAGGGCCGCAGAGGUAUUGGAAGGAAGCAGUUGUCAUGGCUUAAAAACAUUCGCGAUUGGGCAGGAAUUUGCAGUGCCGAACAACUAUUCCGAUUAUAUGAAGACCGUGAACAACUUGCCAAUGUAAUUGUCAACGUUAGGAGGACCCAAUAUGGCACCGAAAGAAGAAUUAUAUUAAUGACUUCGCAUCUUUUUGUUAUCUUCUUAGCCCUUCGUCAUUAGUAUUAUAUACUACAAUAGUAGUCAAUGCUGCUAACUUCUUUAUCUGUUCUAUCUUUAUUGUCCAGCCCAUACAACAAAGUGAACAAAGUAGAUAAAAAGUUAUGUGUUAAUGCUCUUAUCUUCAAUUUUAUAUUAAGAGCACGAGUAGUAAGAGUGCCUAAACUGACACGUUUCAACUUAGGAUCAACGACUUUAUAUGAUUAUUUCUUAACGAGAACCAAUCGUUAAAUAGAAGUUAUAUCCAAGUUACAAUUAAUAUAUUAUUAUUUCCAAGUACCUAUUUAUUGAUGUGUCUUACCCUGAAAGAGAAAAUCCGUGUUUAUCAACUCUUGUUAAAAAAAUAUGAUCUUCAACAUUGUUUUUAUU
Diabrotica virgifera virgifera (western corn rootworm) is the source of this 3354-nucleotide messenger RNA. RefSeq lists its product as uncharacterized. The transcript is spliced from 2 exons. Bases 227 to 1348 code for a protein of 373 amino acids. Gene Ontology annotation, molecular function: nucleic acid binding. Lineage: Eukaryota; Metazoa; Arthropoda; Insecta; Coleoptera; Chrysomelidae. The record is from RefSeq and is a predicted model, not a curated record.